AAAAAAAAGAAAAUAACGAAACAAAUUGUUAAGAGAUUUGUGAGAAAGAAAAGGAAGAAGAAAGUAAAAGGAGAAAGAAGAAAGUGUGCUGUGCAGACAUGUGGCUGAUAAACGUUCUUUUAAUAUGCUGCAUUAUUGCACACGGUCAAGCGUCGAAGACGUCCGGAAGCAAACAAGGAGAUACAAAAACAUUGGUACCAAUCGAAGAGUUCAUAACGUCACAUAAAAUACCAGACGACUUGGUAAGGCCUAUUGACGAUGAAGAAAGUAUCGAGGAGAAGAAGACGAUUUCGAAAGAUACGAAAAAUUUGAAAAAAGUUAAUUUGAAAUUGGAAUAUUCGGAUAGCAAAGGGACUGAGACAUUAGAUCCUACUAAUGACGAUGGAUUGGAUAAAUUAGAAACGAAGAGGCAAGCUCGCGUCGAACUUGAAAAUUUUAGUAAUACUGGCGUUUUAGAAGAAGAUGGUAUCAAGAAAGUUGAUUCACAUCGAACGACUGUCAAUCGUCAAAAAGAUUCGAUUCUUCCAGGAGUUUAUGUCAGUAACGAAUACCCAACCACAAUGAUGCCAAUUUUAACAACGUCACGAGAAACUCGUUCGUUCGAUUUCGUCCCUGUUAAUAUUAUUCGUCAGGAUGGCAAGGAUGCUUAUGCUUCCUUCUCCGAUAGGCAUUUCGAUGAUUUGAGUGACGUCAGUCUGGUACCAGCUGGUACAAAUUCCCGUAUUCAGGUGAAGAAAGGACCUAAUGGAAAGGAUUACGAAUACGAGUAUGUGUAUUAUUAUUACGACGAGGAGGAUGAAAAUAAAGCUGGUACGUCCGGUACAGAAGUGACGAACAAUUACGACGUAAAUUCUAGAACAACGUCAUCCCCAAGGAGAGUCGGUCAAAGCGGAAACAACAGAAGCAAAUACAGCGCGGUUGAUAGAAGCAGCAGCACGGUUGAACCAGCUAGCAAUGAGGUCAUUCCAAAUAGAAAUGGGAACAGGGGAAGGCAACUCGUUGAAACGGACGAUGUCUCUGAGGAAAGAUUACCAGCUAAUACCAGAUUUCCACCGAGAUCACGAUCGAAUCACAAUACAGGCACAACGGAAGCAACUAGAUCACGUGGAAAUCGUCCAAGACCUGGUUUAGAUCUCGUUGAUUCCAGUAGUUUUCGAACUCAUCAGGAAGGACCAGAAUUUCCUCAGGUUUUGCCUAAAGGACCGGUAAGAUUUCUCGGUGUGACACCUAACGAAGAUACAGGUACAGAAGAGAAAACGGUGACUACAAGAGGACGUGGAAGACAUAGGAUUCAAGAACCUCUAGAUAUCGAAGAUGUCUCUGAGAAUCCACCGCCUGUUACACCUUUAUCCAGAAGACGUCCUGUUACUACCAUUCCUGAGGCUGAAUUAGAAUUGAACAAAGAUCAAUCCUCUAAAGUGUCCAGCGAGGAAGAAGAAGCGGACGAAGAAAGUGUCCCAUCCCUUGAAAUUUCCAAAGAGAAAACGUCGAUUGAAGAAAAAGAAGGAUCCGAGGAAACGGAUUUAUCUUCACCGGCAUACACCAGUACAAAUGCAAUUACUACCGAAACUGCUAUGACAACCGAGUAUCCUUCAGCAAUGGACAAAGUAGCUCUGGAUCUUUAUGCAUUUUUACAAGGUCAAACCAACUUAGUAGACAUGCCUGGAAAUGAAACGAACGAAUCGAUUGAUUCCACGACUUCGAUCAUUUCUGAAGAUGAUGGCUCGACAGAUUUAUUACCUACAACGACUGACUUUUCUGGGACAACAGCAGGUUCGACCGAUCCUACGAUUGGUACUACAUCUAUAAGUACAACAAGUACGACUACGACAACGACAACAACGACGACGACGACGACGAGUACUACAACACCUACUACAACAACGACUACCACUGAACCUACCACGACAACUACGACGACAGAAGCUCCUACUACCACUGUAUCAAGUCCAAUUGGCAGAGGCAAAUUCCGUCGUCCUGGAGUAUCAGGUGGUGGAGUUGGAAAUAGAAAUAGAUUUAAGUCGAGUAAUGGUAAUCCAACGAGUACGACGGAAGCAUCGUCGGUAGAGCCGACGCAGAGAACACGAAAUCGUUUCGGAGGAUCAUCAAACGGUGGUGGAUUUAAAAGACCAAGACCUGGUCAAAAGACGUCACAACAACAGCCGGUCGAGGAGGACGCUGUUCAGAAGGAAUCAGUAGGUUCUGUGGCAGCUGAGAAGCCUAGUAGUUCGUCUCGUGGAAGAUUCCGUAGUACGGUUGGUUCUCGAAGUGUCUCGACGACGUCAUCACCUACCACUGGCACCAGUAGUGCCAGUAAUAAUGGCGCUUCUUCAGCCGGACCAUCAGGAAUCUCACGUCCUUCUUUCAACAAACUGAACAUCAAUCGAAAACGUGGAAGACCUACCACAGCCCCAUCGACCACCAGUCAAUCCGGUGAAGACAGUCAAGAAGAAAAUGGACAAAGUCCAACAGCAGAAAGUGCAACUGUCAGUACAGUGUCAUUGUCGCCAUUAAAACCUGCUGUACGUUCGAGACUACCAGGAUCUGGAAGUAUCGGAGGACCAGGUAGAUUACCUAUAGUUAGACCACCGGCUGGAAGAUUGAAUUUAAGACAGAAACCAGGCCAAGCUACAACUCUAGGUACAUCUACGACCAGUGCACCAGAGGAAGUAGCCGAAGGAUCUGUCGAAGAGCCAGCUGGAGAAGGGACUGAGGAAGAAACACAUGAGGCGCCUGCUGAGACGAAUCCUCCGUUGGCAUUAAAACCAACGACGGUCAAUCCAUUAAACAAACUCAGAAACAGAAAUCGACUUCAGAUACAUCCAAAAGCAACGACUAAGGGGCCAUCGCCGGUUGCAGCUUCGAGACGUUCACCUUUAUUACCGCGUAGAAAACCAACCGUAACGGAGGCACCACCAGUUAUUCAACAGACAAAUAGUCAAGAAGAAACUUCUGAAGAGGAGACUGGAUCGGCUGGUGCGGUCUCUGCCGAUAACGAACAAGCGACAGAAUCUUCGAGUUCGGCUGAGUCCAGCACGGCUGCCAGUACAAAACACGAAGAAACUAGAGGUUUCGGUGGUUUGCUUGCAUCGAGACGUAGGAUAGCACCAAGACGUCCAGGUCAAAUAGUCUCUCGAGAGUAGAUAUCCCAGACAAUCGAUGAUAACGAUGAAGAUGAUGAUGAUGAUGAUGAUGAUAACAAUAGCAACGACGAUAUAUCUAAUAUCGCGCUGUUAACGAGACGACGAUCCAAGUAGCGAGAAAUAUGAUCGAUAAAAAUCAUCGAUUAAAUCUAAAUCAUUACAUACAUAUAUGUAUUAUCGAUAUGUAUUAUAUAUUAAUUAUUCCCGUAACAAUCAUCGAGCUCUUGCUUUUGGUCCAAGGAUAUUAAUUGUCUUUUUUUUUAUCUUUUCUUUUUGUUUUUUUCUUCAAUUAAUUAUUUAGAUCGAUCGCUACUUGGACGGAAACACCAAGAUGGUAGCUACAUUGUUAUUUCUCCUUUUUUUUUCUUUUUUCUUUUUUUUUUUUUCUUUUUCUUUCGAAGCUUUACGAAACCCCUCUAACUUAAGUUUCGUAACAAGUCAUUUAAAAUAAUAUAAUCGAUGUUAUCGACGAGCGACGAGGUUAAGCCAUUUUAUAAUUUAUCUGAUUAUAUAUAGUUGAAAGAUGAAAAUCAUUCCUAAGAUAAACGUUUCAUUCGUUUCCUAUCGUGCAAUUCGUUUAAUGCAAUAACUCUAACCAUCUUCUCGUUUCUUUUUUUUUCUUUUUUUUUUCUAAAAAGAUAGGAUAGAGCAUCCAGUAACCUUUAUAGGUUCUUAGACAUUCGCUGCACCUUUUUGUUCAACUCGAUAGAGGAAUUCAAUCGAUCGUGGGCGCCUAUUUGUAAAACUAUUUAUCCAUUCCCUACUGUCGUAUCUUCAACGUGUGCAGACAUAAACACGUACACAUACACAUGCACAUACGCACACACACACACACACGCAUAUACAGACACGCGUUAAACACAGAGAUAGAAAUAUAUCGUGCUUAUUUGAAUAUCAAAGUUAAGAGGUCAAACGACAUGUAACACAGCAAAGAUGACCUUUACAACUUUGUUGUUUCUUUUUUUUUUUUAUAUACAUAUUACUUAUAAAUCAUUUCUUUUUUUGUUUCUUUUUCAUUCGAAAUGACCUCAUCGUUAUGUAUAAUCAACAUCACGAAUUAAAAAAACGUGUCGCAUAUAUAACGCACACAUAUACACGCAUAAAGACACGCACAUAACAUACAUUCGUAAGAUAUCAACGAUAAAGGCGAGCUCUUUACUAUUCCAUCCGACGCGUAUUAUUAAUACGUAUAAUAUUUUGAUAAUCUACGCUCGUGUGGUCAUGCUGUAAUUCGCGCUAUAAAUGAUUAACGAAAGCGUGUAACAUUAACACGCAUAGUAAAUGAAAAAAAAAAAAAAAAAAAA
This is a messenger RNA of Vespa mandarinia (Asian giant hornet), 4447 nucleotides long. RefSeq lists its product as uncharacterized. The record is from RefSeq and is a predicted model, not a curated record. NCBI's taxonomy places the organism in Eukaryota, Metazoa, Arthropoda, Insecta, Hymenoptera, Vespidae.